Molecule: messenger RNA, 5935 nt
Organism: Cinara cedri
Lineage: Eukaryota; Metazoa; Arthropoda; Insecta; Hemiptera; Aphididae
Source: the annotation of a GenBank genome assembly
AUGGUGAGUACAUAUUUUUCUCUGCAAUUUUUUAUCCAUUCGAAUCGAAAUAAGAUCUAGAUCGAAUUAUAUACGGCUCUUAUGAAGACCCCUUAAAUUAAUUCGUUCGUUUGAAUCUUAUUGUUGCGAAUUUUUUGACAUUAAUAAUUGUCACUGCUAUUAAUUUCCUUUUUUUCUAGUCUCUGGUCAUUCCGGAAAAGUUCCAGCACAUCCUGCGUAUACUCAGUACUAACAUCGAUGGCAAACGUAAAGUUAUGUUUGCUAUGACCGCCAUCAAGGGUAUCGGCAGACGUUUCUCCAACAUUGUGUUGAAAAAGGCUGAUGUUGACUUAAACAAACGGGCUGGUGAAUGCACAGAUGAAGAGGUUCGUAUAAAUGAUUGUUGAUUUAUGAACUCUUAAUCCGCAUAUAAUUUCAUCUUGGUUAAUUGCUAUGAUAAGCUAACGUCAUUGAAUGUAUUGCGUUAAUUAUUGAUGUAGUACAGUCCGACGUUUGCUAAAUCAAAUAACUUGCAAUUACCAAGGGCUUUUGGUGAACCUUUACUAAAUUGCCCAUGCUUGUGAAGGAACAAAUAUGUUUACACUCUUAACGUUUUUCAAAAAAUUAAGUUUUUUAAACUUGGAUGUUGAUUAAAUUUUUUUAUAUUCAACUAAUAUUAUAAUUAUUAUGUUUAAAUACCAAAAAAUUGCAAUGUCAUUAAAAUUAUUCCAUCAAUUAUUGAUGCAGUACUGUUCGACUUUUGCUAAAUCAAAUAACUUGCAAUUACCAAAGGUUUUUGGUGCACCUUUACUAAAUUACCUAUGCUUGUGAAGGGACAGUUCUCAUUGAAACAGCUUGUGAAGAAACAAUUGAAAUAAUUAUUGUAUGGAUAAUUUAUUAGAAUACUGUAUUGAUACCUAGGACUUUGAAAUUCUAUUUUAUCUAUCUGACUGCCUUUUUUUUUUUUCUAUUUGGUCGCUAAGACUUGUAUACAGAUUUUUAUGCUCAAUAUUUGGAUAGUCUUGAGGCAAUAGUGUUUAUUUUGUCUCGUUAUUAGCUCUUAACUUAAAUAUAACUCCAUAGAAUGUUGAAAUAUUUAAUGUUACCUGAUAAACUACAUUUGUGCCUAAACAAUUUAUCAGUGUUAUGGAUGCAAGUAUUUCUUUAGCACAGUUGAGAAGUUUUGCUUGCUAAUAUAUGGAAAGUUAAAUGGUUAAAUUGUGCAAAAUUAAUUGACAUUUUUUGAAUAAGAGUUAAUAAACUUUUUAUUAAUUCUUACAUUUGUGUUAACAAUAUAAAAUUAUUAAUAAAGUAUUUAUACUCGUGCCACUGAAUGAACGUUACUCUACUACCUACUCACCGCUGUAAAUUGCACGACCAAGCGGAAAACUAUUUGUGUACAGCAUACUAAAAUAAUAACUCAUGGUGACUGUCACAUAGUAGAUACCUAUAUGUAUGUUUUACCUAUACAAAAACAGUAACAAAUAAUUAAACAUUUAAACUUAAAAACAGAACAAUACAGUACACGCUGUGUAUACAAUAUGACAGCGGCGGCCAGCACUCACACAGGUUUAGUGAUGGGAAUGUGCGAGAACAGAUGAAUUUUGGUCGCCACCCAGUAGCGUUCUCUUAGUGGUACAAGUAUAGUCAUAGUCUAGUUAGUAACUUAAAUUAUUUAACUUCCAAUAUGUGCUAUAUCUACCUACUAGUCUAGGUAGUUCUUAAUACAAAUAAAAUGCAUUGUUAUUUUACAGAUAAUAGAUUUAUUCAAUUUUAAGUAAAUUUAGAGAAUUCUAUGCUAAAAUAGCUAUCUUCAUUAGGAUAAUAUAAAUGUGAUCUAUUCAUUUGAUAUUCUAUCGGUGAAGGGACAUUGCAUUAUUGAUAUACAAUUUUUCUUGAAAAGCAUAAUCAACGGUUCAUUAUAUAUGUAUAUAAUGAAAUUGGUAAAUUAUGCAAAAUUAAUAACUUAUGUAUAAGUCUAAUUAAGCUCAUUGUACUUGAUUAAAUGUCGCUAAGAUUUAUUUAAAUACAUUACUAUUAUAAAAGUUUUUUUUUAUCUGUUUAGCCAUUUGUAAUGAUAAUGUACAUUUUAUUAAUACAUGUCUACUCAUACCACGAUUAAAUAUGUACAUGUGUAACCAUACAUCUCUAAAAUCAAAAUUAACCUAGUUUUGGUUAUUAUGUGUAAGCAUUGUUUUUGUAUAUUAAUCGGUAUUUGGACUGAUACAGUAGAUGUGGGUAUAACGUCCUUUUCAUGGGUCUCGUUUAGCAUAUGGUUCUGUAACCAGUAUAUCUUAAAUCGUGGCUCAUACCCUAGUUAAUGGUUACUAAUGCUUUAGCUAUUCACUUUGAUUAUUUAACUUCCCAUUUGUGUUGUGGAACUUAUAAAAAAUUAAUGCACUGUUAUUUCACAAAUAAAACAUUUAUUUAAUUUGAAAUAAAUGUAUACAAUUCUGUGCUAAAACAACCAUCUUCAUUAGGAUAAUAUAAAUGAUAACCAUUCAUUUGAUAUUCUAUCGGUGAAGAUACAGAACUACUAAUUUAAUUUUCCCAAAAGCAUAAUUGUAUUACCUAGAUUUAAAUUUGUUCCUCAACAAUUUAUCAAUGUUAUGAAUGAAACAUUUUCUUAAGCACAUUAAUGAAGGUUUUACUUACUAAUAUAUGGAAAGUCAAAUGGUUAAACUGUGCAAAAUUAAUUGAUACUUUUGAUAUAGGAGUUGAUAAACUUUUUAUUAAUUCUUAUUUCUGUGUUCACAGUGUAUAACUAUUAAUAAAGUAUCUAGUCAUAUUCUAGUUAUAUCUACCUAGUCUUAUUGAAAACUGAAUGCAUUUUUAUUUUACAAAUAACAGAUUUAUUCAAUUUUAAGUAAAUUUAAAGAAUUCUAUACUAAAAUAUCUUCAUUAGGAUAAUAUAAAUGUGAUCUAUUAAUUUGAUAUUCUAUCGGGGAAGAAACACUACAAUAUAAAUAUAUAAUUUUUCUUGAUAAGCGUAAUCAACGGUUCAUUAUAUAUGUAUAUAAUGAAAUUGGUAUAUUAUGCAAAAUUAAUAACUUUCAUAUAAAUCUAUUUAAGCUCAUUUUACUUCAUUAAAAUUUGCUGAAAUUUAUUUAAAUACAUUGUCAGAACCAUUGAUUUUUUCUCUUUAUAUCUGUCUAUUGUGUAAUUAAUAUUACAAAAUUACAUUAAAACUUAAACUCUAAUUAAUUCUCAAAUCUUGUUUAUUAAAUGUGGAUUUUGUAUGUAUUGCAGUGUAUACUUGUCAUGUGUAAUAUAUUCUUGUAAAUAGUGAAAUAUCAAAUAAUACAUCAUUUAUUGUCAAUUGUAGACUUUAUUAUAAUUACAUAAAAUAUUUUGAAAAUCAAAUUGCAUAAACUAGAUUUGUUCUUUGACAAUUUAUGAGUAUUAUGAAUGCAAAAUUAUCUUUGGCACAGUAAUGAAGGUUUUACUUACUAAUUUAUAGAAAGUUGAAUGGUUAAAUUGUGCAAAAUUAAUUAACACAUUUGAAAUAGGAGUUAAUGUGCUAUUAAUUAGUUCUUACAAUUGUGUUAACAAAGUAAUAAAUAAAUUAAUAAAGUAGUUAAUAAUUUAUGUGUCAAUUUUAUAUAAUUAAAAACACAAAUGUGUAUAGUCAGUGUGUUACUGGUCACCUAAACUAGUUAAGUGUUACCUAGCUAUGAGGUAUGGAACCAAUACUUUGCUAUUUAAAUAAAUUUGAAUUUCAUAGUCUGAAUAUGAGUAGCCCAUAGUUUGGUAAUACGUAAACAGGUAAUCCUUAAAAUUACAUUUUUCAUACAUGAUAUUUUAUGUUAUCAGCUGAGUUAUCACUUAUCAGUUGUUCAUUAAAUGUUUUCAUGGUGUAUGUUUUUUUUUUACAUUACUUAUUCAUCCUCGUUUUUAACUUACAAAGAGUUUAUUAGGUAAGCAUUAAUAAUUAAAAAUGAAAAAAGAGAGAGAGAGAGAGAGAGGCCCCUGAAUUGGGAUACAUGAGAAAAAUAAAUAUUUUUCUACUGUGUAGCAAAAAUUAAAAAUGUUAUAGAUGAUCAAAAAAAAAAAACAAUUUUCUUUCAUACCUAAAAAUAAUAAUAUCAAGUUCGAAUAUUUCAUUCAUAUUUUCUAUUAUUUGAGAUGGGUGUUGAAAAUUAAAUUUAAAAAAAUGUAAUUUGAUUUAGUGUCCUGAUGAAUUUGUGAACAAAUUACAUAGUAUAUUAAUUGAUAAUUUAACAUUUAACACAAUCAAUAGUUCAGAAUAUUUUAUGGAAUUUAUAAAAUUAUAUAUGUUGUACUUGCUUAGAUUAUUGCUUUAAAAUUAUUUUCUUGAUAUUCAAUUAGAUAAUUUAUAAUGAAAUAUAAAAUUAACAUUUUAAUGUACUGAUUUAUUAAACAUUCCUGUUUUUAGGUUGAAAAAAUCAUCACGAUUAUGCAAAACCCUCGUCAAUACAAAAUUCCAGACUGGUUUUUGAACAGACAAAAGGAUGUAGUAGAUGGAAAAUUUACUCAAGUAAACUAAUUAUUUUUACCCUAUUAUUAGUGUUUUAUAAUUAAUUUAGGAAUAUUUUUUUUUUUUAGCUUACUUCCAGUUCUCUUGACAGCAAAUUGCGUGAAGAUUUGGAAAGGUUAAAGAAAAUUAAGGCUCACCGAGGUCUACGUCAUUACUGGGGGUAUGUUUGUGUAUAUUGGGUUAAUAAUUAAAACGGGCAAACUGAAUUAUUUUUAAUUUCUAAAAAGUUUCUUUUGAAUUCUAAUCAAUAAUAAUUGUGAUUAUUUAAAUAAAAUUAUGAGAUUAUCGUUAAUAUGUUUGCAUUAAAAAUAAGGGUAAUAUUCAUCCCUUCAGAAAAUACUAAAUGAUAAUCGACCUUCAAUAGUUUUAUUAUAUAAGUAUUUUUUAUAUAUAUUUAAGUAAGGCACAUUUUCUUCUGCUUAUUCAGUAGUUAUUCUGUAAAGGUAAUAUUUUAAGUAUUCGGAACCCUUUUAUUUUAAUUAACUGGUUAUUUUUAACUUAUUUAUAUUUUCAAUUAUUGACAAUAAUUAAUUUUUUUAGGUCUGUGUGUUUUACUUCUUUAUAAAAUAACUUUUAUAUACUUUGGUAACAAAUUAUAAGUUCCACUGGGUAUUGGAAUUCAAAGAACUUAGAUGAAAUAUGUAAUAAAAUGGGCUAUUGUGUUAAAUAAAAAAGCACUAAAUAUUAUUUUUUAUUUAAUUUCCAUUUGUUAUGUUAUAAAUAUUUAUUGUAUAAGAACACUCACAUUGUUAUGGUUCAUGCAUUUCAUCAAAUUUAAAUAAUAACCCCAUUAAGUAUUAUACAUAGUAAAUUACUUUUAAGUUAUUAUUAGACUGGAUGUUAAAAAUAUUGCUGUAUAAUACUUAGCAUCUAGGUUUAGGAACUGUUAGGUAAAAUAAUAUAAAUAUUCAACUCUAAGUACAAUUGUUUCAUCAAGAUUUACCAAAAAAUAGUCAGUAAGAAAAAAUAUUAAUGUGUCCUAAUCCAUAAACUAUGUGAAUUAAUAUUUAAAUUAACAUAAUGUAAAAAACAUUUUAAUUGACUUCCUAACAAUAACUAAUUGCAACUUUUUCAUUUAUUUCUCAAUUAUUUUUGGUUAACUUUCUUGUAAGAGACUAAUGUUUUUCAAAUUAUUCAUUAUAUCUAUUUACCAUACAUUUGUUUAUCGAUCACUGCAUUUUUAAUUAUGUUUUAUUGUGAACUUACCAUCCUGAAUUAUAAAUAUAGGUACAUAGAAAAUUAAUUAAAGUAGAGUUUUUAGUGCAUUAAUUGUUAUUGAAUCAUAAGUGUCUUCAGUUUUAUGUUUAUGCAGAGUAAUAUACAUUUUAAGGUAUUUGUAAGUUAUUUUAUUAAAUUAUAUAAUUAUUUAUUUUUUAUUUUAGUUUGAGAGUACGUGGUCAACAUACCAAAACCACUGGACGUAGAGGAAGAACUGUUGGUGUGUCUAAGAAGAAAUAA